GUUCGCAUUAGGGGACUGUAAGAAGCCUGUGUAUGAGUCUGCAUCACUGAUUGAAGAUAUUGUGCACCAUCAGAUGACUAUACUGCUACAGAGGGCAGCAGACGUCUGUAUGCUGAGAGGAGCGAGGUUUAUCAGUAUUGAAGAUUUCAUAUUUCUCAUGAGGAAUGAUCAUGAUAAACUGAAAAGACUGUUUCAAUUCUUGAGUUUCAAAGAUAUGGGAAUGAAACUAACACGACAAAUCAGUAUGGAUGAUGAAGAUGAUGUCACAGAUGAGCUGAAGGCCACACAGGCCAAGAGAAGAAAGUUAUGCCAAGACUUCCUGUCCAGUAUCGACCACACGGGGGAGCUGUCCAGUUUAUUAGAAUCCGAUGAGGUAGAUCCCAUCAAGCUGGAGAGACAGGAUAGGGCUGACCAGAAGGCCCGGGGAAUGGAUUUGAAUUCUUACAAGGAAUACACGGAGGCGAGGAGAAUGAACUUCAUCAGGAAAUCAAGCAAGUUCAAGGAGUGGUUAGACAUUGGUAACCUAGAACCCAAACCUAAUGCCUUUGCCAUGGAGAUUGUAGGAUUCCUUGCUCAUGAAACAGUAGCACAGAUCGUGGACCUCUCCCUGCUGGUCCAGCGUGACAUGCUCGCAUCUCCCUGCGACCCCAUCUCGAAAUCCAUGAGCCCGAUCUGCUUCAGUAACCUCUCCCCCUUAACGACCCACCCCCACCAUGCCAAGCUCAAAGCAGCCAACACCCCGCCCUCAACACCCUCACAAUCCCCCGUCCCUUCGUCCCCCAAAUCCCCCACGGACAAAAUGGUAUCGCCCUUCCUCUCAUCCACCAAUGGCAAUGGAGGCAACCUGAGUGCGUCGAAUAACAGCAACAACUCAGAUAGUUCAUCGCAGUCACAGGGGGACUCCAAGGCCCCUCUCACGCCUGGAGGGACUUCGAAGGCGAAGUCAAAGAAAAAGAAGAAGGACCGUGGUUCAUCUUUAGCAGCGUUGAGCCAGUAUCUUGCUAUCCAACCCCAUCACAUAAUGGAAGCUAUGAGGAGAUAUUCAGACGUCAUCCAACCAAUGGCUUACUUUUCGAAAUAUGUGACGCGGAUGAAACCCAAGUUACUGGUUUUGUAAUGGCUUGAUGAGACAUCUCUUAUGAAUUGAUUACUGCCAUCAUUCCUAUCAUCAUUCAUCACGUACUUAGCGAUUUCUGGAUCAAGAUACACAAUGGGUGAUUUCAAGUUCAGUGUUGGUGUUGAGAGUGUGAAACGCCUGCUGAACCAAGCUCCAACACCGAGCUGGGUGUAGAGGAACGAUACCGAUCCAAUAUUGAUAGCCUUUGAUGUCCCGCCUCUGCCUGAACUUUACGCGAGAACUUCUCGACAAAGAAAAUGAAAUUUGGGAGAAAUUACAGUAAUAUCUCAUCGUACAUAUUGCAAAGGCUAAAAUUACUUAAGGAUCCGAAAGAGUAAACAUUGUCCAUUAAAUUUUUUAAGACUUAAGAUCUGUAAAAAUCUAAUUUUACGGGAAUGUUUUCUCCUGCUCGCCGCCUGUACAUGGGCUUCACAUCACCAACACCAACACCGAACUUGAAAUCAUGAUUUUCCCAAACCCUGGGGGCUGGUGUUGGUGAAUGGGGUAAUUACACGUAGAUCGUCAACACCAGCUGUGAUGCUCCGUCAGCAGAUGACAUUCGACACCAGUGCCCAACACGAACUGCUGGAAAUACGUCUUAUUUUUCAAGGUCAAUUCCAACACCAGCAUCGUUUCAACACCGUAUAUGUACUUGAAAUCACCCAAUGUGAAAAGAAAAAAAAAGAAUUAGAAAAGUGGUAUAAGCUGGGUAAUUCAUAAUCAUUUAAUUGAAAAAAAAAGAUGCCUCACCUUUGGGUCAUCCCCCCCCCCGAUUGAGAUAUCCUUGCACCCUCCCCCCCUGAUCAAAAUUGAAAUGAUACAAGUUUCCAUAUAUGUCUACUUAAACGAGAUUGAUGCACUGUUUUUAUGAAAACCUUGAAUGAAAUGCAUUCCUAUUUACUUAUGCAAUUUGAUAUGUUUUAAAACUGAUGUUAUUUCAUUAGGCUAGAAGAUUAGAACAACAAUUGUUUUGUUGCUUUUAUGAAUAUCAUGAAUAAAUUAUUCAUGACACAACUUAUGUUUUUGUCAUUUACUUAACAAAUACAAGGAAGGUUUUCAAAAAAGAAGACGGUCUUUCAUUCUUAUAUUUGUAUUUUCUGAUAUGCUUAUGAAUAUGCAUGCUAAAAAGUACUUUAUGCAUAUUAGGGAGUUGAGUAAGAGAACAAUAAUUUGAUGAUGAACAUGCAUGUUAAAAAGUACUUUUAUUUAUAGUUUAUGCAUAUUUGGGAAUGUAGUGCACAAGUUAUUACAUUUAUGGUAUCUUUAAUGUAGACAAAGUAUGGCUGUGAAUCAAUUGAAAGUAUAAAUGUAUUUGGGGGGGGGGGAUUGGGAUGAAGUAUUUGAUUGUGUGAAAAUUAGAAUACCAUUUUGUAUUCAUUACUCAUGAUCUGCAAAAGACAGAGUAUACACUCAAUUUGCUCUUUCGUUUGAAAAUAUAGCUGCACUAUUGGAUGUUUUAGAUGUUUUAACAUCAAUCUUCAUAUAAAAGGAAUUCCUCCUGCCUACAAUUUGAGAUGGGUAUUUUGAAAGUGCUGCAUUAUUAUAACUCAUUUUAUUGAAAAUAGAAAAAGAAAACCCAUUGCCACCUCUUGCAAAGCUUGAAUUUGUAAAAUGCACAUCUGUUUUUUGUUUGACAUGGGUAGAUAUAUUGCAUGCAUUGUGAUCUGUUUUUUUUUUUACCUCUGCCUCGUAAUGUUGGUCCAUUUCUGUAUAUACACAUCUAUCAAAGAUGGCAAAAUAGUGAGAAAAUUUGGGUAUAUAUGUUUUGUGGCAAAGUGAUUGUUGCAAUUGUAACAACUAUAUUAGUUGAUUUUGGUUUUACAUGUUUGUGCAAGCUAAUUUUAGGCUGAAAAAAAUUGCCUCAAAACAAAGUGAAUUUCAAAUUGUUCACACGAUCAGCUAAAAAGUAAGAAAUUAAUGACAUUUUAUGUUUUACCUAAUAUCAGAAAACAGUAUGCAUUGAAGUCACCUCCUCACUACUUCCAAUUAUUUCAUGAGAAAGUUUUCUAAAUGAAGGUUGUCACAAUCUAGAUCAGGGGGGUGUUUCACAAAGAUUUAAGUAUGACUUAGAGUCGCACUUAAAUGUCUAGUUGCGCGCUGUAUAAAAGGCAUGACAGCAUAGGUCAGAUCAUGCCAAGAGGACGCGCACUAUUGCGUAUUGAUCAAUAAGAUUGCGCGUUGCAUAUCAUGUACGCGUCGACAUUUAAGUGCGACCGAAGUCAUAUUUAAAUCUUUGUGAAACACCCCCCUGAUAUAUUAAAAAAUCUAUGCUUGUGAAAUCAUGAAAUCUUAGCUCAAAACUGAUAGUGGGAAAAAAUACCUAACAUUUGAUGAAUUCCUUGCUUAUUUUGCUCAUUUCUCAGCAAUUACACAUUUUCUUCCAGAGUCAUUUGGUUGCUGUUUGAAUUUAUUUUGAGAUCGUUACAACUUGUAUUUAUCUUUAAUUCUUUUGUUUGAUCCUUGUUGGAAGUUAUUCUGAUCAAUUGUUGAAAAGUUAUACUGCCUAAGCCUGACGUUGAUUAAGAACACUCCUCAUGUCAAUGUUUUUAGUAUAAUUGUUACAUAGUAUUUAGAUCUCAUUUCAUUCAGUCAUAUAAAAUUGGUAUAGUGUAUCUGUAUGCUGUCAACAGUUCUUUGAUUUUCAUUCCAUAUUGCUGAUCUCCCAUUUCAACUGUUGUCGAUGCUUGCCAUUUUCAUAUUUUUUUAAUUAUUAAACUUGGGUUAUAUAUGUAUUUUCAUGGUAUCAGAUUUAGUUCACAAGUCUAUGAUUACACAGUAAAUGAAAGGUAGAAAAUCUUGAACAUUUUGGUAAGAUUGUUUAUUUCCAAAUAAGCUCUGGACCUUUACAAUAAAGACAAACAUACAUGUACAGGCAAUCUUUUGUAAUAAAAAUAUUUACAUUAUAUGAA
Molecule: messenger RNA, 4026 nt
Organism: Lytechinus pictus (painted urchin)
Lineage: Eukaryota; Metazoa; Echinodermata; Echinoidea; Temnopleuroida; Toxopneustidae
Product: transcription initiation protein SPT3 homolog
Exons: 7
Coding region: 74-1117 (347 amino acids)
Biological process (GO): transcription by RNA polymerase II
Molecular function (GO): transcription coactivator activity
Source: RefSeq, a predicted model, not a curated record